UUAUACCAGACAGUGUUAGGAAGCAGAUCUGUCAAUAGCAAAGUUUAAAAAAGUAGAUUCCAAACAGAGACCUCUAAGACAAAGGAACAGCAGCAGCAGCUGUCAUGGGGAUACAAUGCCAGGAGUGCAGAUUUCCUCCACAAGAGAAUAUCCCAACUUUGUUUGACAGCAGUUACCAGCAGACUAAUGCUCCUGGCAGACUGUGGCUGUGGAACUAAAUAUGGAUAGGGAUGAAAUUUCAUCGGGUGGCUUAACGGCUUAGUAAAUCAGCAGAGAGCUUCUUGACUUCAGUGCUGUGGGCAUUCAGUUGCCCAGCCUGUAUAAUUUAGUACAAGUCAUCUUCACUCCCUACCCUAUGCUUACUUACACCAGGCUAAAUAAGAGCAGAAUUUGGUGCCUGCUCUCCAACCAACACACCAAGAGAGAAGUGUGCUUUUCAGGAAUGUUUCUCAAGAAAAUCAACCAAGUUUUUUUCCCUUCUUUUAAGUUGUUAAUGCCCACCCCAUCACACUCCUCCUAUCAGAGAUGGUUCAUUUUCUAAGCAGCAUCUUGUGCAUUUCUGGUUUCUCACCUGCAGUCCCAGCUGACUGAUUUAAAAGCCCUCAGGGGAAGGCUCAUUACAUGCACUGCAGGCACUGAGAACCCUUAAAAGAAGUACAAGAUUUCUCAGCCAGCUCCCCUUGAAAAGAGUUACUGCAAUGUGUCAGUGCAUCUCCUGCUUUGCAAAGCCACUUGUGGUGCCUUUAAUCCCUUCCCACUCAGCUCCCUUUAAAAAUUAAUCACCAGUCAGAGACAUCAUGAGGAGCUAUUGUAUUGUACUUAAUAUUUAAUGACUGUGUAGCAAACUUAAUAUUUAAUGAAUGUUUAGAUAAACACGUCUAUGCUUUUUUUCCUUCUUCUCUUGCAUUUUUUUAAAUGAUCCUAGAAACAGAGCUUGCCAUAUCUGCCCCAUAGGACAGGCAGCAAAUUGGCUGCUGAAUCAUGAAAAGCACGAGGAGCCAGGAUCUGUAAGCUGCAUUGCCACCUGUUCCGAGGGCUUUCACAGCAGCACCCACACACACAGCUCAGACAGCAUGCCAGGCCACAGCCCUUCCCACCAGGAAAGCCCAUCAUCUUUGAGCUCAUACAGAUGCUGAUGCUCUCAUCCCUUAGCGGGCUGAAGGAAGGAAGCUGACUUCACUCGAGCUUAAGUUUGCUGUAUAACACAAAUCUGGCUGCAUUCAUAUCACCUGGUACAGCACCUGAGUAAAGAAAACCAUCUCCUCACAUUGCUGCCACCUCUCUGGCCAGCCUUGUUCAUACGGACGGUACCAGCAUCCCUCCACACACAUCCUUAACUAAACAGGGACUCGAAGGGAAACGAUGAACAGAGGAUACCAGCAUCCUCCACGUUCUCUGCAUGCAAAACAUGGCACUGCUCUGCCCACAGUGAAGUCAAACGGCAGCAAGGAUUUGUGCAGCCUGGCGCAGCUCCCAGCAGAGCCACAAUGUCUGAUCAGCUCUGCUCUUUCCAAUAGGAUUUCUAUUUCAGAAUGGUUUCUUGUUAUGCCCUCGAGUCUUUCCUGGCAAUAUCACCAGAGGCCUGAUGUGACAGCAAUGCUAAAUUAUAUCUUGAUAGCUAAUUAGAGUAAUUAAAGUGAAAGUAAUCAAAUCAAAGUAACGGCCAAACUCUUAAUAAAAUGUCAAAAAAUCUCUAUUAAUCACAGAGGGUUUUUUUCCCCUACGUGAACGUCUAAGAAUGAGGCUGAAGUCCCGGGCUGCCCAUCCCAUCCCAUCCCGUCCCGUCCCGCCCCGCUGCCGCCGUGUUUGCGGUCUCCAGGCAACGCCUCCCCACUGCCCCCCCGCCGCCCCGCCGCCCCACCUCGCCUCGGGAGCCGCGGGCCGCUCCGCCGAACGCCGCUGCCAGGCUGUUGUAGAUGCUCGUGUGAGGCUCCUUGCUGAAGAUACAGGUGCUGGCAAUGUCACCUCAGGGGCUCGCCGCGCUGCUCUGCAGAGAAGGGGACCAGCACCUUGCCCAGCAGGAGCUGCCCACAGCCACGGCUUUCUACGUGGCCGCCUUCAGCUGCAGUGCUCCCACAGCCCUGCAGAAAGUGAACUCCUUGGAGAACGGGCUCUGGGAGAGAGUCAUUGCCACCUUGGAGAUGUGGUGCAGGGGUAAGAGCCAGAUUCCCAAGAUCCAGAGCAAGAAUGUGGCCAUCGCGUCGCUCAGAGUGGAAAUAGCUGCUGUCUUUCUCUCCACCCUAAGUCCUGACAACGUGCUGUCCUCAAUAUAUAAACUGGAGGCCCUGCUCAGGCGGGGAUGCUCAGAGGAGGUGGUGAGCAAAUGCAAUGUUCUGCUCAAGGCUCACCCGAAGUAUUCAGUAGAACUGCUGCUGCUCAGGGCGUUGGCAUGGGUGCUGUCGGGGACACAGAUUAGGAAGGGAGUUGCGGACUACAUCCAAGUGUUUGUGAGGCAUCGGGCUGAGGCAGUGGCCUAUGUGUGUACCAGGCAAAAAGAACACCUACCACAGAUCAUCCAGGCCUUCUCUAAUUUUCUCUCAACGUAUCAGAAAGAAAGCCCAGAUGGCAGUUCCUUGGACCACUGGCUGGGCAACUGCUAUGCCUUCUUGUCUGCAGUGGCACCAGGUGAUGUCUGGGUUUGCAGAGCGCAGGCAGCUUACCUCUUUAGGAAAAGCAAAUUUGAGGAGUGUGUGGCAGUUUGUAGCAAGGCCCUUAAGGGACUGUCAGUAGAUAAUAGUCUCAGAGAUGAGAAAAUGCUGGGUCUGCUCUUGGAACGGGCUGCCGCAUAUUUCUUCUUGGGUGGCCGGAUGCAGGAAAUGAUGCAGGAUUUAGCAGAAGCCUUUGCAGCAACCCCUGACCUGGCAAUGAAGCACUUUGAAGAGCUUUUCUCACCACCUGACACUGAGAAGAUAGAAGAACAGGCUAGAACUGUCCUGGAAGUGAAGUUUGCAGCAUACAGGGAGGCUGUGCGUGCUCGGACAGAACUCAGAAGCAAUCGUUGUACUGAACUGCUCCCUUCUGUAAUCCAAACAGUGCUUUUCCUCCUGCGUAUCUCCCCGGGGUCCAAACGUGAGCUCAGUGUCCGGCUGGCAGACUGCCAUCUCCUGCAUGGACACAUCAGAGCUGCCUUGGAAAUCUGUGACCAGCUUCUGGCAGCAGAGCAGAAAACUUAUCACAAUACUCUCCUAGCAUUGCGAGGAUUCUGUGCCCUCCAUUCUCAUGAUCAUCAGCAAGCCCUGCAGGACUUUCAAAAGGUCAUUGAGCAUGAUUCCCCACAUCCUAACAGCUGUAUUAAAGCCUUAUGUGGGCGCGGGCUGAUCCGGAUUUCUGGUGGCAGCCAUUACUUGACAGCCCUGGAUUACAUCACAGCUUGCCAGUUAAAGCUAGAAGAAACCAUCUUCACCAUCAAGGCCUACGUGCCGUGGAACCAAAGAGGACUGCUGCUAAAGGUUCUCCAGGAAGAGGGACAGAAGAUGCUCCAGAAGAAGAGGUACCCAGGAGGCAGUUCAGCCUGUGGACAGAAAAACAAAUACAGCUGA
This is a messenger RNA of Phasianus colchicus (ring-necked pheasant), 3539 nucleotides long. Lineage: Eukaryota; Metazoa; Chordata; Aves; Galliformes; Phasianidae. The record is from RefSeq and is a predicted model, not a curated record.